UUUCUGGUCUAACCUAUGAUGUAAGUCUCAGGAAGGUAAACUGUUACUCUGCUUAUGAGUUAUACUAUACUGAGGCGACAGGAGGAGGUCUCAUGUUUGGCGGAGAUGACGCUGCUUGAAGCGUCCCAAUAUCUUCCUGCUGUUCAGUUCCUCUCCAUCUCCGCAGCUGCUUGUUUUGUCUUUCUUCUUUUAUGUAUUGGCAUUAGAGCAGUUACAUGCACUUGGGCCACUCAACCAUCAUGGAGAACUAACAAAACUGGGCCGUCGAAUGGCUGAAUUUCCCAUUCAUCCCAUGAUGGCAAAAAUGAUCCUUGCAUCAGAAAAGUAAGUUACUUGAUAUGCCGGCAUGCAGUUAACAGUCCUAAUUUGAGCAAGAUGGAGGCCGCUAAUACUUCAAAGGAAUGUGGCUCUGAUAACUUUCGGUAUAAUUGUGAAGAAUCAUAUUCUGGCCACUGUCUGAAGUGUAUAUAUUUAGAAGAACAAUUUCAAGAGACGCUGUCUGAGUUAAAUUCACUGAAAUUGGCAAUCAAACUUUUUUAUAGUGAAAUAAAUAUGACUCAUACUGGAAAUGAGGUUAGAUUUAAUCCUGGUAUAACUUCUGAUGAAACAUCAUCCCCUACAUGGUGUAAUGUUAAUACUAAGCAUACUAAAUCAGACAAUAAACCAAGAAGGUUUGAGAGUUUACAAUCUAUUGAACCUGUAGCAACUGUUAAUAGAUUUGCACCAUUAUCAAAUCUUCCAGACAAUAUACCAAAAAGUGAUAAAAUAGUGACAUGUGAUGUUAGAAGAUUGGAUUCGACUACCCCUAAAGCUAAAAAGAUAAGGAAACUUGAUCAAUGUUUUAUUUAUAAACGACAUGAAAGUCAGUGUAAUCAGCAUUGCCCUUGCCAGGCGGUGACAGCUACCAACAUGGAGGCUGGAAGUGUGAACUAUCAGAGAAGUGGUAUCAAAUAUUAUCAAAUACAGACUAUCAUCAAUGGGUAUAUAAACCCUCCACAAAUGAGUGUCCCUAGUAAACCUCUGAUAGGGGAUAGUAACGAAAAAUUUAGUAAAAUAAAGAGGGAACAUAAAGUUUUAAUUUAUGGUGACAGUCAUGCACGGGGUCUAUCUGCAAGGUUAAAAAAUAAAUUACCAGAUGCAUUUGAGGUUACAGGUUAUACUAAACCAAAUUGUGGCUUACAGACUUUACUUUCUACUACAAACCAAGAGAUUGUAAGCUUAAGCAAUAACGAUGUACUUGUUAUUGUAGGAGGUAUAAAUGACUUGAACAGUGAUAAUUCUUCAAGGGUUCUAUGGCAUAUUUCUCAAUUUGUUAAGCAAAAUUCGCAGACAAAUAUUAUAUUAUUAACAGCAGCCCAUCGUUAUGAUCAGUCAGUAAAUAUAUAUAUAUAAACGAGGAAAUUAUAAAAUUUAACAAGAAAUUAUGGAAGUAUGUGAAACUUAAUAAGCAUGUUAGUAUCUUGAAAACUUCACAAGAUAGAGAUUAUUUCACUAGGCAUGGCUUACACCUUAAUAGGCAAGGUAAAGAAAUUAUCUGUAGUCAACUUGCUUCAAGUAUCGGGGAAUUGUUUCAGCAUAUUCAGGUUUUGCUGGGGAAACAAUCAAACUAUUACAUUGGAGAUGGAGUCUCCCAUAGCUUGUAAUGAUCUUAAUAACAUUCUGUUAAAUGAUGAGGGACAUGAUGGUACAAAGGGAAGGAACACAAUGUAUGUAGAAUAUCCAAGAGACAAAAAAAGGUACCCGUGAUUAGAACAGAUGAUUUUUUAUGGAAAAUCUAAAUAUAAACAUAAACAGAAAGGCAAAUAACGAAUGUGUUACGACCGAUCACAAGGUACCUUUUAUGGUAUAUCAUCAAAAUAUUAGAUCAAUUAGUGGUAAAAUUGAUGAGUUACUAAGUUUUCUGGCAAAUGAAUAUCCACAUAUUCUUUGUCUUAUGGAGCAUCAUUUACAUGAAAUGGAAA
Cryptotermes secundus is the source of this 1961-nucleotide messenger RNA. RefSeq lists its product as uncharacterized. The record is from RefSeq and is a predicted model, not a curated record. NCBI's taxonomy places the organism in Eukaryota, Metazoa, Arthropoda, Insecta, Blattodea, Kalotermitidae. The coding region runs from base 376 to 1392 and encodes 338 amino acids. The transcript has 2 exons.